AUGCGUGCACUCAAAGCCCGGCUGUUGUUGAGAUAAGUAGUCCCAGCUAGCCAGCCUUUCCUGAAGCCCCAGCGUCUCCUGCUUACCACGAAACUCUACCCUUGUCUCAACUGUUCUCUCUUCGCAGCAGGCCAGUCUGCAGGAAUGGCCUCUACCAAUCGAAGCCCAAGCAGUGAUGCCGAUAUCGAGGCGCAGAACUUCGUCGUCGACAUGGAGAAGUCGAACCCAGAGUACAAGCUCACGCACACGCAGACAGGGAUGACAAUUUCGCCGGAGCUCUUCGAGAAGCUAUACCUGACGCCCAAAGUUCCGCAUGCGGGUGAUGCGAUCAAGCGGUUUGCGAAUCCUACAGCUAUGGGCUUCGUCGGAUUCGUCAUCUCCACCUUCACGUUUGCUAUGGUGAGCAUGGGCUGGGGCGGCGCGAAUAGCCUCGCCGGUGUUGCGGGCAUCUUCUUCUUCGUCGGACCAGUCUUGCUCAUCCUCGGCACCAUAUUCGAAUGGAUCAUGGGCAACUUCUUCAGCAUGAUGGUUCAGUCUCUGUUUUCGGUCUUCUGGCUCUCUUUCGGCCUGCUUCAGCUUCCUAGUCUUGGAAUUGCAGCUGCCUACUCGCCUACCGGAGAUGCUGCAGAAGGCGCCAUCAGCGUAGGGUAUACUUCGACCGUCGGGCUGUAUUUGAUCGUUUGGGGAUUUGCCCUUUUCACCUUCUGGAUCUUCACGCUCAAGACCAACACCGUCUUCGCCGGUAUCUUCUUGUUCGUGACAAUAGCCGCAUGGAUACUGGCGGGAGCGUACUUUGAGCUUGGAAAGGGUCACUUUGAGAUGGCGACGAAACUGCAAAAGACGGGCGGAGCCUUACUCUUCAUAGUAGCAGCACUGGGGUGGUAUAUGACCUUUGUAAUCAUGGCGGCGGAGAUGAGGCUAGGGAUCAAUUUUCCCGUUGGAGACCUAAGCCACUUCUGGCCGCGGACAGAUGUUCCUUUGGCGGAGACGGAAAAGCAAGACUGAACAUCCAUCAAGGGCUAGGCCUCGAACAGAGCUGGAGAAGAUGCACGUCCGCGAGAUCAGGAAUGGGCGUCGGUGAAGCUGCGUCUUGGCAGCAGCGACCACAUCGCAGACCUUUCAGAGUGGAUGGGUUGUGAUCCACUGAUGGGUGUUGCCACACCAUGACAUACACUGUUUUGUGCUGGGUGUCGCCAAGCAUUAGGUCCCAUAUUCCAUAUACGCAGCGACUUCAAGUCAAGAUUGGGAAUGCUCAUGCACGUGAAGAAAGCGUCAAACGGAGUCGAUUGCGUGCCUACUCGCUUUGAAAGAUCCCCAAGUUCCUGCACGAUAGCCUGAACAGUAUUUACCGAGGCGAGCCAGUAGCGCCGGCGUCUUCAUCAUAUCCCCGACG
Molecule: messenger RNA, 1393 nt
Organism: Baudoinia panamericana UAMH 10762
Lineage: Eukaryota; Fungi; Ascomycota; Dothideomycetes; Mycosphaerellales; Teratosphaeriaceae
Exons: 4
Coding region: 145-1005 (286 amino acids)
Cellular component (GO): plasma membrane
Molecular function (GO): acetate transmembrane transporter activity
Source: RefSeq, a predicted model, not a curated record